Molecule: messenger RNA, 1109 nt
Organism: Verruconis gallopava
Lineage: Eukaryota; Fungi; Ascomycota; Dothideomycetes; Venturiales; Sympoventuriaceae
Product: endoplasmic reticulum vesicle protein 25
Exons: 4
Coding region: 84-743 (219 amino acids)
Biological process (GO): Golgi organization; intracellular protein transport; endoplasmic reticulum to Golgi vesicle-mediated transport
Cellular component (GO): COPII-coated ER to Golgi transport vesicle; Golgi apparatus; endoplasmic reticulum
Source: RefSeq, a predicted model, not a curated record
UUUUGAGCCGUGAAUUUGGAGGUGAUAGAUGUCCACAACUACUCAGACUCUGCUCUCCUGCUUUCAAAGGUCACCUCGUCAAGAUGGGUGCAAUAAUACAACUUGGCACCUAUUUGCUGUUUCUCAUCUGGCUCCCUGUCAUCUCUGCGCUUAAGUUUGAUGUUGCUGCGCACCACGGACACGAGUCUGCAAAGUACGAACGUUGCAUCAGGAAUUUUGUCGCAAAGGACCAGCUGGUCGUUGUGACAGCAAAUGUGGAUGGGAACAGAGGCGAUGGACAACAGUUGAACUUACACAUCAAGGACGCUGUAGGAAACGAAUACGGUCGUCCAAAGGAUGUUGUCGGCAACAAUCGCUACGCAUUCACCUCACACGCCGAUUCUGCCUUCGACGUUUGCUUCGAGAACAUUCUGACGCAUUCUCGUGGUGUCGCCAAUCCCGUCCGGCACGUUGAGCUCGACGUCGACAUUGGCGCAGAUGCAAAGGACUGGUCAGCAAUUCAGGCGGGCGAGAAGUUGAAGCCUGUUGAGACCGAGCUCAAAAAGCUAGAGGAACAAGUUGCGGAGAUUGUUAGCGAGAUGGACUACCUACGAUCACGAGAACAGAAGUUGCGAGACACGAACGAGAGCACGAACGAACGCGUCAAGUGGUUUGCCUUCGGCACCAUUGGUGUUCUUAUCGGACUAGGGGUGUGGCAGAUCAUAUAUCUGCGCGCCUACUUUAGGUCCAAGCAUCUUAUUUGAUGAACGUUGGUUCAUGGUCUUGGCGGCGGGCAGAAUGUAUCACCACGGCAAACAAAAUCCAUGUUAAUGAUGAGGAGAUGGCGUUUGGACAGCAUAGCGAGAAUUGGCAUGAGCAUAUUGCCUGGCUUAAGACGUCUUUAAUGGCGCUGUGAGCUGCAGCUGGCAAAUAAAAAAUAUUAUCAGAGCUUUAUUUACAGUCUCUUAUAAGGAAGUUGUGAGCAACACUUGACAUUGCAACCACGCAUCUGCGUCGUCGGCAACCGCAACCGCAGCCAACCUGUUAACUAUCUGUUUCUCGUUAAGACGCUGAUGAUCCCACAAUUUACAAGUCUCCAGCCAACUAUCCUUCUUCACAUCCUCAUAUCU